GGCGAUACUUAAGACCUACAGUAGUGUCCCCGGAAGGCUGCGGAAGAAUCGCCAAGCCUAGCAACCAUUUGUUGAACCAUUUCAAGGUCUAUUUAAGACUUCGGCUCGCUUCAUUAGUUUGGCUCUAUGAUGCGAUUAUGAAGUCAGGAGUGCGAAAUUACAAACGCCGACCUGGCGCUUGCGAGGUAUGCAAGAACCGCAAACUAAAAUCCUACAUCAGGUCUCUAACUUACCUACCGGCCAACGGCAGUACCUGCAAUUAUCCCCCCAGGAAGAAACGUGGAAGGCCCAAUAAGUAUGGAUAUAGCCUAUUGGAAGCUGCGGCUUAUGAGCAAACCAAAUCUCAAGGUCGAGAUUCAACAUCAAUCGCUGCGGGAUCUUCAACGGCCUAUGAAGAUCCGAGGAUGCCGUCUAGCCAAGCAGAAAGCCAGAGGAGCGACCAGGAAGUGAUUUGGCCAUCCCCUAUUACGUUUGAGCUGGACGCAUUAACGAGCUCUAAUUCCGCAGGGUCGCUUCAAUUUGACAGCUUUGGUAUUCCUGACUCGCUGCUGCACGAGGAUAGCCAAGAGGGCAACACGCUUGAUCUCUAUGAUGCCUCUGAGGUCAUGUUCGAAAAUGUGAGCAUAACGCCAUUCUCCGUUAUUCCGUCCGAACUUCGCAGUAUACAGGACAAGUCAGAAUUACACCGUCGAGUUACAGAACUCUACCAGGACUUCGAUGUGGUCGACUUUUCUGGAGCAACAAUCAUAUCACGUAUCAACACCUUUAACUCGGCGCAAGAUCUAACGUUUGAGCCAAUGGAGAAAGGCAUCCAAGACGUCAUUUCUCAAAUCAACUUCAUAUCCAGCAACUGUCGCAUGAAUGACGCAAGAAAGGAGCAUGAAGAUCGCUCAAGUCUACUUCAAUCAUGUCUUAUGACCUUUCUCAAACAUGCAUACAUGGGAGCAAAAUUCGUCGAUCGAGACACUCUCUUUCGUCUAUUCGAUGAUGUAGUAAUUAGCAAAACAGACGAUGCCGCCUCUAUUGCCUUGGUGUAUGCAGCAAUUGCAAACGGAGCCAAACAAGAACGUGUGCGGGACUCAAACAAGAGCACCGAUCCAACGCUUGCUCCACGGUAUUUCGACAUGGCUAUAAAAAUGUUCGAGCAGCAGUUAGGAGGAAAGUAUUCGAUCACUACAUUCAAGGCUGCCCUUACUCUACUCAUCUAUGCAGUACAGUGGGCUCCGGAAGAGGUUCCAAGAUAUUUGACAGAGUGUACAGCCCAUGCCCAGGCUCUCCGACUGAACAGUCGGCGCGCACUUAGCGUACUGUGCCGAGAUUCCCAACAAGAAAUGGGGCUCACACAAGGCUUCUGGCUCCUUUACAUAAUUGAAAAGCGCCAUAGUAUGUGGACGGGCCAAUUCUCGAUACUCCCUGAAAGUCACAUCGACCACAUUCUUCCCAGCCAGGACAAUUCCUCAGGUAUUCAGAACAUCGAUAUGAUCACACAAUGUCUCUUUGCACGCCUGUCCUCGCACGCAAUGCAGAAACUGCAUGGCAGGGAGGCGCGCAAUACACUAAAAACGGGUGAAAUAGACGAAUGCGUGCGGCUCGUUCGGGCCUGGAAAGCCUCGACCAUUACAGAAUGUCACAUUACUGCACUCGGCAAGCUCUCAACGAGCAUUCAGUCGUUUGAGUUGCUGCUUUGCAUCUACGCACAAGAGCUACUGCAGCCCGCUCAUGCCACUCGGUUUGAGAAUGCGCUGUUCUCCAUUCUCAACGAGGCGCAGGACGUUUUGAGACUGCUAAAUGAUAUCGACAACGUUGCCAUGGCGGCUAACUGGGACAUUGUAAGAACGACCAUAUUAGCAUUCUGCACUUCGGCCAGUCUAUUGAGAAUGGUGCCAGACCGAUCAAAUCUCCUUCGAUACAUGGGCUCCGCACUUGGUUAUUUUGCUCGGGUGCCUUUAACUGCUAGCAUUCCAUUUGAAAAGUUCCAUCGCGUUAUGGCUGAGGCCUUUCAGCUAAGCAGUGAAUUAAGGGAGGAGACGGGAUGUAACACGGGUUCUAUAAUUUACCAAAGGUAGCUAGUCUUAGGUUAACGUACCUACCCGUGUCCGUGCGCGCAACGCCCGGAGUCGCGCAACGCCCGAUCACCAUAAACAGCACCCACACUUCAACGCGUAAUUACUCAACAGCCAUGGCACCUAUUAAUAAUGCGCUUACAGCAAUCGAAGCGCUAGACCCAGGAGAGAAACUUGUGUAUCAGGAAAUUGCCAAUCAACAUGGCGUUGAUCGCUCAACUUUGGCGCGGAGACACAA
Messenger RNA from Didymella exigua CBS 183.55, 2301 nucleotides. RefSeq lists its product as uncharacterized. Gene Ontology annotation, biological process: DNA-templated transcription. The record is from RefSeq and is a predicted model, not a curated record. The transcript has 9 exons. Lineage: Eukaryota; Fungi; Ascomycota; Dothideomycetes; Pleosporales; Didymellaceae. Gene Ontology annotation, molecular function: DNA binding; zinc ion binding. The coding region runs from base 138 to 2066 and encodes 642 amino acids.